AUGAACGUGCGCGGGGCGGCCGGGGCCGGGGGCGGCGGCGGUGGCGGCGACGGAUCGCCCUGCGGUGACAUGUAUUCGGCCGCCCUGCUGGACGUAGGCCGGAAAAUGUUGGCCAUGGACGGGCUGCGGCCCGCGAUCAGGACGGGCCCGUCGCCGGUCGCGCACAACGGCCGGUACUGGACGCCGGACCGGCGCCGGGAGAACGCCGAGACUGUCCGGUACAUCCGGUGUCUGGUGCAGACGUGCGAGGCCAUCAAGCCGUGGACGGCCGGUGACCGCGGUGACCGGUCGUCGUCGCAGCCGCGCGCCAAAGUCACGAUGGACCAGCUGCCCCGGAUAAUGCAAAAGGUAUGGGUGCAAUUUAUUAUGCUCUUUGGUUUUAAAUUCUAUUCGGAUUCGAUCGAGUACACGGAAUAACGUGAGUACAGUUCCGAUACGAAAUUUAAAAAAAAAUACAUUGAAAAUCGCCUUUGACGUUUCAGCAGACGUCUUUAACGAUACGAUGGUUUUUUUUUUUAAAAAAAAUAUAAUAAAAAAAACAAACGGACAUACUUCGCACAAUGGGCGGGCCAUCGUUGUAGGUGAGAAGUGGGAUAGGUCGAGGGCAAAUUUUUAUGUACAUCUGUGUGCAACGAUUAAUCGUCGCUAACGAAAAACGAUUCUGAGCGGAGUACGGUUAUACAUGAUUUGAAAGGUCGUAAUAAUUACGGUAUGAAAAUAAUAAACUUCGUACAUGACACACUAGUAAAUCGGAGCGGAGUUUCUGGUAUAAAAAUUGUCCGCAGAAAAAAAAUAAACAUCAUUCAUCACUCGGUACAGAAUCUAAAAUAAAUAAUUGAUUUUUAAUACAAAUAUUAUACCACUGUUAUUUAUUUAAUACGACGUGUUUGUACGCAUCCUGUUUUUUUGUGUAACAUUCAAUAAUAAUAUGAAAUAUAAUUAUUAAUAAAAACAAAAUUUGUUUUCUAUUGCUAAGCAGUGUAGUCGGACAAACUGAUCAACUGUAUUUAUUUGUUUAGACGACAGCUAAAGCAGCACACGAACGAAAACAAAUAGAAAAAUAUUAAUUUAAUGAAAAAAAAAAAAAUAAUAAUAAUAAUAAUAAUGUUAUACAGUCGUGAGCACGACGUAUUCCGCGCGAUCGGACGGAGUUUUCCGAAACAUAAGUGGAAAAUAUAAUAUUGAAAAACAGCGUAUUAGCAAAGACAACAGAGAUGUAGAUGUAGUUUAUCCGUGUCUUCGAUCGUAGACAAAACGAAAAGAAAUUGUCCGGAACGGUUUGGGCGUGCCACGGGGAGAGAGGACUUUUAAGCAGCAAGAACUGCAAUGGAAAUAAACGUGGGAGGAACGAAUUAUGGCGAGAGAUUUUAAAAUAGGCGGUUGGAUGCGAUUGAAAAUAAUACGAGAACAGCCCGCGGCGUGUGCGAGGCGGGAAAUCGGGUCAAUUGGAACGAGGGCGGGCUGAACAGUAGGGAUAAAGGCAACGAUGAAGAAGAAGAAGUCGAAGAAGACAUUAUCAAAGAUAACAAUAUUGUUAAGUAUAUUGAUGACAUGCGCGGCAUUGCAAAAUUGGAAAAAAAAACCCCGUAUAAUUUGGCCAUCGUGUCAAAAGGUCGUGUCGAUAAAACUGUAAUAAUAUUGCCGUACGAAACGCGCAUACCAGUCGCACGUCGAAAUGCCAACCGUUCGAAAUUGAAUUUUGCGCAUUGCGCCGGAAUAAAAUUAUUCGAUCACACAAAUUUGCCGAUUAAAUUUUCUUCGUGCGUAUUUCGCAUCGUUCUGCGCGCGACGGUAAAUCAAAUAAAACGUUGCAUUUUCAAACGCAAACCCUCCGUAUACUGUUUAUCAGCCGCAGUGUUCUAUGAGAGAAUAUCAUUUCGGUAAUGUUCAUUUUUUAAUGAAAUAUGUGGUCUGAGAGCCAUGUAGUCAUUUGAAAUUCAAAUGCGCGUACCGCAGCCAAAAACCAAAAACCGAAAAAAAAAAAAAAAAAAAUUACUGGCACACAUCGUCGUUGUAGCCAUGAUACGUAUAUAAUAAAUAUUAUUCGUAUCAUAAAUUUGGCAGCGAUAUUUCCACAAAAUAACCAUUCUUGUGCGGUAUUUUGAGCGAAACGCAACAUUUACCACGCGAGGUCUGAUCAAACAUUGUGUCGAGUGCGUCUUUAAAGCAAAAAUGUACAGCGAAUAGCCCGACCUCCAGUUAUACGUUAUAAUGGGUACACGGUCGAAUUUAGGUUUUUGUCGAUUUUAUAUAAAAUGAGCAUUAUACACGCCCGUUUUGGCCUUCCAGCUGUCCCGGCCGUCGUCGAUAAAUUAAAUUUGAAAAAAAUAAUAAUAAUACUGAAACUAGGUAAUCUGAAGCUCCGAAAAAAACAUCAAAAAAAAAAAAUUAGUGGCAGCAGGUGGCAGCAGCAUUUCGAUGCUAAGUCCAUCGUUAUUAUUAUUAUUUUUCAACUCUAGGACAAUGCGUUCGAGUGUACAUACAAAGACACGGGUUAUUAAAUUCAUAAAGCGUUCGCAUAAAAUACGUCAUACUUAAGGGGCUAAACUUAUUGUUUCGCCGCGUGUUUCCAUCUGUAGAGCGUUUUUAGGUAAUUCUAAUGAUUUACGCGCGUCUGAAACCGUAAGUAAUUAAAAAUAUUUGAUCGCGAAUUUUUAGUAUUCUUCUCCCGAACCAAUAAACCGUAAAUCUUGCCGUUUAUAAUUUAUGAUUUGCGUUUUUAUUUAUUGUUAUUCGGUCGCUCGAGAAAUAUGAAAUGCACCUAGAUUAAUUAUGUAUACACAGUAAAACUUUUAUCUCGCGAUUUCUGCCGUUAUUUUUGUUUUUUUUUUUUUUAAUGCGCGUUAUUGGGAGGAAAUUAACCGGGAAACAAGCGGCUGGGAAUAGUUGGGAAUAUUUUUCACUCGUUUCGCGUUACACAAAUCAAAAUUAUACCGUCCGAAAGAACGGAAAUAAGAUUACGUUUAUGGUUUGCGAGCAUCGUAAGGGUCCGACGAAUACAGAUCGAUAUGAUUAAUGAUAUUUACGAGGAAAAUCGCACGUAAAUUGAAACAACAUGCAAUGGUGUCUAGGGAGGUUCGGGGCUUUAAAACCUUCUUAACCUUAUAUGCGGUUAAAAAAGGCAACGGGAACGACGUACCCGGUGGCUACGCCACUGACGACGUGGUGUCAAAAGAGACUGGGAGGAGAAUACGUAUUAUGAACGCGGGACAGCUGUGGGCAGUGAAUUAAUGUUUGAUUUUUAAGGAAUCGGAUAUGAUAGUUGAACUGUUCAGGAUAAACCGAGCCGGAUGUGUUUGACUGGCUGAAUAACUAACUCGAGAGACGGCAAUGGCCGAGAACUUGACCGCGGAGAGACGACCAAUAGGCGACGGCGGAUUGACUAAUCGAGAAAUACUAAUUAACUGGUUGUAAUUAAAUACUGUUAAUUGCCGUCGCAAUUGACGCGGCGACCGGCGCACCGGAUAAAUAGGCUCGACAAUAAUGUAAUUACAGUACGAUUCCGAACAAUCGGAUGCCGCCGGAACGCAAUGAAAACAAUACGUGCCCCCGAAACGACGGGGGGAGGGGGGGGGGGAAACGUCGGCGUUUAUCACCCCCGUCCCGUUUUCGCGUUUCGGUCACGCCGUCCGCCGUGCUUUUUACGCGGCCGUUUCCCCCCCCCCUCGACCGCGGCAACAAACGAAACCCCGGAAUCUCGUGUAAAACGUUUUUUUUUUUUUUUUUUUUUAUAGCGAAAUUACAGCGAACUCUUGCCGCUCUUCGCCACCGCCACCGCCUCCUCGCCCGCCGCCGCCGUCGUACGCCUAUCGUAAUACCGCGCGGUCAGGCACACGUACACACGUGAUAUUGAAACGGCGAUAAUAACAACAACGUUAACGUUGCAAUACCGCGCGGCGAUCGCGUGCCCGGGGACGCGGCUGGCGCACCGGGGACCCGCGCCGCGAGCCGAGCGGAAAUUUCAAGGUCUCCCGGAGAGCCGACGCGAUCGCCCCGCCCCGCGCAACGCGUUUUCCGCGCAUAACAAUAAUAUAGUAAUAAUAAUAAUAUUAUUACCGUCAUCGCGCGGCCCGUGCCCGCGCCCCACUCCGUCCGGGCGGCCGAGCGCUUUCGAGUGUUGUCGCCCGCACGGCGCGCACGCGGCAAUACAUCACGCGCGCGCCCGUCCGUUCGCGUUCCGCCGGAGCCCCGGCGCGCCGGCCGGAAUGGCGUGCCGGAACCGGCCGCGUAAUCCGCGCGCACGAAAGCGGCCCGUAGACCCCGCGCCCGCGCCGCGCCGCGUCCGCGUUCGGGGUGGCUUUUUUUUUUUUUUUCGUUUCCCCCGUACACCGACCCCGUUACCGGCCGCUUUUCGCCGUCUGCGCUACGGUCGCGCCCGUGCGCUCAACGUUUUCGCUGUUUUCGGCCGUAAUACACGCGCACCGUGAUACGGGUAUACGAUUCGUCAAGUAUCGUUACGGCCGACGUACGUGCCGGAUUUUAUCUGAUCUGACGGCGAAACGUCGCUCGCGGGUAAAGCGAACCGGCGAGUAAUGCGGAACGGGGAAAAGGUCGACAAACGCUAACACAGACAGUUGCCACACAGAUACGAAUCGAACAAAUCUAUUUCUCCAUUAUCUCCUCAAACGUCCGUCCUGCAAAUACGGGUCACGCGCGUUAGCAACACCCUCGUAGCACCGGGCCUGUCCCGUUGGACAGCCAACAACCGGGCUACGCGGGACGCGUUUUGAGAACACCGCGCGCAUACCCCAAAGAUUACCGACAAAAUUCCCCCUAUACAUUAUCACCGUUCCCGUUAUUCAGAUAUAAGACACCCGAACAGUGGCGCGGAAGUGUGAUUGUGGCGUGCAUUCGAAAACCGGGCGGACUUCUCGUGGAUUUCCUAUUAUUUCAUUUGGGUCUGUUACAAGAACCGUUUGGGUGUCCCGGUGCUACACAAGGGUUUUAGCUCUCUCUUUCUCUCCCGCUCUCUUUUUGUUUUUUCUCUCUUCCGUUUAAUGUCGAUUGACACGAACACACGAUCUUUUGUACCGCGCGGUUUAAAACGUGGCCCGCGAAUCACUAUAAUCAACUAUUUAACUGGCAGUCUAAACCGAAUCGACCAAACGAGUUGAAACCCGCCGAGAACCGCAUAACAUUAUCACGAAUAGCCCUAACCGAUAAAUCGUCUCGUAUUGUCGUUUACGCCGUUGCAUUGCACCGCAGGUACUCGGCAACAGGAAUAUCCGGAACAACAGGGACCACAAGUUCGUCAACUACUGGACGCCCAGCGAUUUCGUCAGAGACUGUUUGUUUUGGCACAACUUCUACAGGCACUUUCACCGCUCGUCCGAAUUGGUUUUAAGCCCACAAGUGAGUCGAUCGCAGUCGUCGGUGCUGCGUACCUAUUAUUACCGUUAUAAUGUUAUUCCGGAGCGCCCCCCCUCCCCGACGUCGACUGCAGUUUUUAUUAUUGUUUAUUAUUCGACCUAGUCGGUCGGCUGUAAACACUGAAAAUGUAGGUACACGCCGUAACGUUUUUUAUUGCGUUCGAUCGUCGAAAUUAAACGAACCGCGCGGCAAAACAAAACGUCUAACGUCGUGACGCACGAACGUUUAUGCCGUUCGAGUAUAAUGCACAGUGGGAUGUUUUAAUAACAGCCGAUAACGUUGAAAUACAAUAUUACCGUAAUUGUAUACGUGUCUAAACCGAAUUGAUAAUAAUAUGCAAUGUCAAUCCGGAACGAUCGCGGGCGGGUGUCUAUUUGCACGGAAACCGAUUUCAAUGUGGAUCGGUUUGAAAUAAAAUGCUGCACGUGCGCUGUUAGACAAAGAAAGAAAAUAUCGGUAUUCAAUCUCUUCGAAUCUUAUUGUGUACAACGGCAAAAGUGACAAUUUUUUUUUUUAUUAACAUUCGAAAUAUGAAAAUAAAAUUGGUUCCGUUCGAUCAUUAUCUGUACGGAGUGUUGUAUAGGCAACUUUUUUUACUUUUUAUCGUUUUUUUUUUUUUAAUAAUAAUUUUAAUAUAAGCCUGCAAUAACGUACUUCGGAUUUUCUUCUGAGGAGUGAUAAUCGAAUAAUAAAAAAAAAAAAAACCAAGGCGCGGUAUCAGGAGAUCUUUGCCACCUUCUCAUUCGUUUGUUUUUACAUUUAUGUUUUGUCUUAAGAAAAGGUACCCAACGCUUCGAUAAAUGGCGACAGUAAAACUCGUUUAUGGUGUUUUAUUGGUUCAAUUUUAUCAUUUACCGUACCAUUUAUUGGUGUACUCAUUAUUUACACAGGCAUUUCGGUACACGUUUUUCAAAGGGUACCAAUCUAACUGUCUAACUUCUAGGAGAAUGCCAGAGCCGAAUACUUUUUAGAACCCAAAUAUAAGGAAAAAGAAACCCGAAUCUAAAAGUAAAGUUCAACGGAUAGAGAUGAUAUACCACCCAUAUCACCCCCUGUAAAUAUAUACGUCACUGCAGCACUGAAUAAUAAUCGCUUCAAAAUACGAAUUGCGACUAUGUACCUACUGUUUGCACGCUAUCAAUAUAAUAAUAAUUCACGAAAACCACUUAAGAAAACUAUAUUACGUGGAUAUUAUAAAACUUUAUUGUUUAAUUUAUAGUCUUCAUGUGGACAAAAUACAAAUUUAUCACGGGGCGGUAAAAAUUGCAUGCUUACUAUCGCUUAUCAUACCGGGAUAUGACAAUCUAUAUUGCACCUAAUUAAAAAAUUACUUUAAUUUUCCAUCUAAAUUUGUUUUAUUAGGGGUUAAUAAUAAUUGUUUUAAUACGAUAUUAUUUAACACGACACGCACAAUUAUAUUAUAAUAUUACCGCGCCGAAGCAACGCCCUACGCUAUAAAUAAACGUAUAACACACGGUUAACCACGGCCUUAAAAAAUUAACGUAAUUAAUUAUAAAAAAAGAACAAACAAAACGAAUAAAUUCUAUUACGAUACGCCCGACGGCGUACGAACAGAGUUUUUACAGAGCUUUAUUUUUUUUAAGAAGUACAAUUCUUCGAAUAAUAACAACAUCAAUGUACUGACCCGUCGAACGCGCGUCUGUAUUAUUGUUUGCCUAUAUAUCUUUGGUUUCAGGGAAGGGAAUAAAGAUUGGUACCCCGAGUUUCCCGGGGAAUAUACCAGUUAUUAUUUAUGGCAAUUUUUGUUUUUUUUUUUUUCCUGUAAUUUCGUUAAUUGUAAUUUUUUCCAUAUAGUUUUUUGUCUGUAUUACAUACGUACGUGUGUAUGUAUUUUCAGCAUAUCAGUGUGUUGAUUAACAUUACAUACAAGUGUAACCAUGUAUUUUCAACAUUUAAUUUUCCGGUAUCGAAAACAAUACGAAAUUGACUGAAGCACGCACGUCUUUCCCGGGACCAAAGUAGUUUAAAAAGUACUCGUGUGUGUGUGUGUGUGUAUGUGUGUGUGUGUGUGUGUGUGUGCGCGCGCGCGCGUGUAAUUUAGAGUAAUACGUUUACAAUAUUGUGAGGUAUUUUCCAAACAAUUUAUAGAGUUGACAUUAAAACAUUAAUAUUCGUGUUUUAGUUGUGCGAAGAAGCGCAAAACUGGGCCAAUCAUUUGGCGCACACGGAGACGUUCGCCUAUCAAAACAAAAUCAAUUACGGACAAAAUUUGUUUUGCAAAAAGCGAUCGGAUCAAAAUGCCACAGCGGAAAUCGAAGGCAAAUAUUACAUUGUAAACGUUUGGUCUUUAUAACGCUCAAUAGGGUUUCGAAUAUCGUUUCAGGAAAAGACGUGGUCCGGGAAUGGUAUUCGUCUUCAAAAGCAUACAAACCGCGAAAGAAUCCAAAAAUGUACUCGGCCAACAUCAACUCGGGUAAUUAUUCUCAUGUUAUGUUGCGACGAUCGUCCAUGCAGUGCCAUAAGGAAUUUUACACUUCACUGGUGUUUCGUUCGAAAUCAUGUCCGUGUAUGAAGGCUCUGGAUCGAUACAAUUCACGGACUCGUGGCGAAAAUCCAAAUCCUCUAACCCGUACAUUGCAUUAUAAUAUGCUUUUCGUUUGAGCUGGUUUUUGUUUUUUUUAUGUUUUGGUAUUCCUUUCAAAAUAAUUUUAACGCGAUUGUAUGUUGCGUAUUUUAAAUAUACUAAGUCGAAUAGAUUUUUUUUUCUCACACGAAUUGUUACUGGCGACCGCAUACUAAUAACGAAUAUCAUUAUCGUGUAACGGAAAUGAAACGAUAAGAAAAUGUCUGUAGGGGGAAUGUUUCCUAAAGGUCGUACUACACUACUACGUCACAUUCAAUCGUUUAUUUUACAUGGUAGAUAUUUAAUAUAGUACCACAACCGCCAUCUGUUGGACUAAAAAUUGAUCGGACAAGGGCACACAACAAUUUAUUUCGGACAAUAAAUCAAGACAAAACAAUUAUAAUUUUACAAAUUAAUUGUCGAACAGUGCCACAGUUUCAAAUAAUGGUUCUAGGUAAAAAUUUCCGAAAAAAAAAAAAAAUGUCUAAAAUAUGAAAAAUAAAAUAAAAAUUUAUACGUGUAUAUCAUUUUAGUUAAUACAAUAUAUUACGUAUAAUAUAAUUUUUAAUUUUUUCGGUUAAUUAUUUUUACGAUUUUUAAAAUUUGAUUAUUUGUUGGUUUUAUUUUCCUCUGAGUCGACCAUAUGUUAUCAGUCGACCACUGAUAAUAUUUGUUUACAAUUUUAACUUUUUUGUUAAAUUUUUUUAUUUUAUACCAGAACUUUUAAUGUUUAGUUUUUUUACGAUUAUUAUUACUAUGUAAAAUUGUAAUUAAUUAGUAUAUGAAAAUUAUUUAAAUAUAUUUUAAUUUUUCCUCGGAUACUUUUACCUAGGACAUCACGAGAUAUGAGGGAGUUUCAACUUCAUAACAGCAUGAGGAUAGCGGAGACAUUUUCUGACGUAUUAGCUGCAGAGAUAUAAUACUCGACGAUUAGACAAACGAGAGCACAAAUAUAGAGCCUUAAUGUUGGAGGCGAAGUGAGCAGUGGCAUAGUGUUACCAGUAAACAUGUACCGAGUGAAGCGAGGAAUAAUUGAUGGCUAUAACUAUGUGAAUUUUGUUUUUUUUUUAUUACCAAUUACUCUAUCAGAAAUUUUGUUUCGAUUAAGUUCAGAUGUGACUUUUGAUAGAAAAUGUUGUUGGUAUAUUGGGGAAAUUUUUUUUUAUUUUUCUUGAUAAUUUGGAAAAUAUGUCGGAAAACAGGAAUAUUUACGCAAUAACGCAUUUUGUUAUUUUUAAUUUUGCUCUUUUGUUAUAAUUCUGUUAGAAUUAAUUAGAAGAGGCCAGAAAUAUCCACCGAAUAAUUUCUAGAUGUGAUGAAAAUGUCCAAAUGUAUAAGAUUAAUUUUAAUUAAAAAAAUUCACGUAAACAGACAAAUGUGUAAUUUUAGGUAUUUGUAAUUUGUUCGUUCCUCCCCCUCCACUAAGAAAUCCUGGCUAUGUCAGUGACGGCGAGUGUUUGUUUGCCGCUCGAAGGAUAAAAUCCAACAACUUAAACGAAAAUGUGUGUAUAUUACAAACAUAUAGAUCACUUUUGGUCUUUCCCGCAGGUCCUUUCACGCAGCUCGUGUGGUCCAAUACUAGAGAGUUGGGAGUCGGCAGAGCACGCAGCAGGUCGGGAAAAAUAAUCGUGGUGGCCAAUUACAGUCCCAAAGGAAACGUGAACGGACAGUACGGCAACAAUGUGCACGCAAACCAAUACGAUUUGUCAGCAAACAAGAAAAAGUCCGAGGCCGUCACGAGAUACUGA
Molecule: messenger RNA, 9702 nt
Organism: Cinara cedri
Lineage: Eukaryota; Metazoa; Arthropoda; Insecta; Hemiptera; Aphididae
Source: the annotation of a GenBank genome assembly